Messenger RNA from Spodoptera exigua (beet armyworm), 2702 nucleotides. Lineage: Eukaryota; Metazoa; Arthropoda; Insecta; Lepidoptera; Noctuidae. The record is from the annotation of a GenBank genome assembly.
CUGUCAUCCGAUCUUCAUUAAGUCCAGUCGUCAUGGAAACGGACUUUGUUUAUCAAUAUUGGAAUAUUUUGUUUUGUCGAUAUUAUUUAUUAAGCGUGGAUUACUAAUCACUAAUUAAAAAAAUGGUUGAAACUAAGGUUACUCUGACAGAUAAUCCACGUGCUGCGUUGGAGACUCAUAUCACCGCACUACAAAGCGAGUCAAAAAUGACUCGAAAGCAGGCUCUUUUGAAAAUAAACGAAGAAAUAUUUGAAAACCCUACAAGCAAGAACUAUGAUCUUACUGUCGUCUUUCCAGAAGUGUAUGCUUACGUCCUGAAAAGCUUCUCGGAUCCUUCCGAGGCAUGUCGGGAAACUUCAGCAUUGAUUAUCUCUAACUUCAUUGAUAAGCUACCUCUGAACGAUUACUACUUGACAUAUAUUCUACCGGUAAUUGUUCGUCGUAUUGGGUGCCCUGAGAUUAUCGAGGAAUCUGAGGAAAUCCGUUUGGUACUGAUUAAGUUAGUGCGAAACAUUUUAGAAAAAUACAAAGUGUCGCAACUGCUUAGUCCAUUCAUUAACGACUUUACUAGCAUCCUUACUAAGACUGUAACAGAUCCGUUUCAUUUGGUGAAGCUCGAGGCUAGCGAAUGUAUAAUUAUGGUGACAAGAAUCCUACAGAGGGACUUCCACUUUCAAUCGGAGAGCUAUGUGAAGCCAAUCUUGUCUAACUUUGGUCAUCGUCACUUUAGAGUUCGGGUGGCAGCCAUCAAAGCUAUUGGUUCUGUAGUGAUAGCAGGCAAUGCAAAAUGCUUUGAGCUCUCCAUCAGUGCUCUGGCAGAGAAAUUGUUUGAUGAGAGCAAUGAGGUGCGCAUGCAAGUUACUCUAGAAGUUGGCCACUGGAUGCUUGCAUAUAGAGACAGAUACUCUUUCUGGCAUAGAAUGCUACCUCUGAUCCUUACUAGCUUAAGUGACGUCAUUGAAGACAUAAGAACCACAGCCACCAGUUUGUGGAACGAUAUCGGACGUCAAUACAUGGAGGAGAAUGAAGAAGAAUUUAAGAAAAAGACUGAUUUCCUGAAAGAUGUUCCCAAACAUUACCCUGAUGUAACUAGACCUAAUUUCGGAUGUAGGGCUUUGGUACAAAGCAACAUUGGGAAGAUAGUUCCAGCUAUCAAUCGAGAAAUGGACGGCUGGCAAGCAGAUGCAAGACUUCGCGUAUCGCAGUUAUUGUGCUGGUUGAUUUUAUGCGCAGAAGAGGGCGCCACUCAGCACGCCAACGCUAUCUUGAAGGCCAUGCUGCGUGGUGCUACCGAUGAAGAUCCCAGGGUCAUUUUGGAGAUAAAACGUGCUGCUGAAUUAUUCGGCUAUUUCAUAAUCCCUACCACCUGGUGGCCACUGCUGGAAGCCGAGGUAGACUCCUGGGCCGCUCUCCUCGUCAUCGCCAAUAUCAUCAAAGGAUCGCGUCCGGAACUGCUCCAGGAGAAGGUGUUGGUGGAACUGCCUAGGGAGGCUGCUGAUCCUGAUAGAUGCAGGACUAGGAAGCCAAAAUACCAAACGAAUCUGCUGCAUAUGUGUGAGGCCUUAUUGGACGUGUGCGGCGAGGCAUGCACAGAAGUUGCCGACGAUUUAUUCACGAUCAACUUCACGGUACUUGCCAUGCCUUAUGACGAACGUAUACAAUUUAUGGCUAUUGCGAAUCUGGACAAGCUCCGUUACGCGGAGAAGUGCGGUUCGACCUUGAUCAGCUUGUAUGACAAGCAUCUCGGUAAGAUGCUGGCUUCCAUCACCAGCGACGCGCUGACAUGGACACAGCUGUCACCAGACAAGUGCCUGCUUGAAUGUGCCAUGCUGAAUGCAGGAUCUGCAAUGGGUGCCCAGCUGCAUCUCAUAGCGCCCCUCCUGAAGGAAUGCCUUGCGACUCCCAAGGUAGACCCGGAGGUGAAGCUGAAGAUCUUUACCACGCUGUCAACGGUACUGCUGCGAAGAGACACCAACUUCAGUCGGUGUGAUAAUGAUAAACUGGAGGCGUUCCUCAAGAUAGUUAUUGAAGAAGUAAUAAUGCCGAACUUGGUAUGGAGCGCGGGACGAACUGCAGAAGCAAUCCGUACCGCCGCCGUCGCCUGCCUGUGCUCUGCCUUGCAGGAAAACCCUUACAACGAAACACCAUUGACCGAGGAGAAAGGAGGCGAUGGAGACAAGGACGAGAAGGUUGUAAACCUAUUUCCAAGCAAAGAGUCUUUGGAACCUUUCUUGGAGAAGAUGGUGCCUCUACUGGUUGGGCUGGCUGACGACAACUCGACGCUGACGCGACAGCACACGUUGCGCGCAGUCUGCUGCCUCGCGGUGUUGGCCAGGCAACGCGACUGUUUCAGCGGAGAUACCUUACAUAAAUUGUACUAUGUUGUACUCAAACGCCUGGACGACAGCAGCGACAAAGUUCGUUCGUUCGCCGUUCAAACGGUAGUGACGUUGUUCAUGAACCGCCCGCAACCGUACGACGUGACCUUGUACGGCGCGCACAUCGACGCGCUCUACAGCGCUAUGCUCAUACACCUCGAUGACUCCGAUGAAGAUUUCAGGAAACAGAUGCUCGAGGCACUGAUCAAACUGAGCGACAUAGACCCCAAGACUCUUAUGAAGAAGGUCAAGGCAAACAUACAUCUAUACAGGAACAAAUCUGCCUAUGAAAAGCUGUCUAGUCAUAUUGAAAAGAUGUUGUAA